This is a messenger RNA of Mesoplodon densirostris (Blainville's beaked whale), 3200 nucleotides long. RefSeq names its product terminal nucleotidyltransferase 2 (gene TENT2). The record is from RefSeq and is a predicted model, not a curated record. The transcript has 16 exons. NCBI's taxonomy places the organism in Eukaryota, Metazoa, Chordata, Mammalia, Artiodactyla, Ziphiidae. The coding region runs from base 438 to 1892 and encodes 484 amino acids. Gene Ontology annotation, molecular function: poly(A) RNA polymerase activity. Gene Ontology annotation, cellular component: cytosol.
ACGUCGGUCUUCCGGGUGUUUCCGACAGGGCUUUUUACGCCGUUUUUUUCCGGCUACAUUUUGGUCUUCCGUCUCUUGCCACCUCCCUCGACCUCCCUCACCCUUGCUGGCCCUCCCUUUUCUUGUGUCGCACCUCCCCGGCCGCCGAGCCCGGGAAUUAGAUCGCAAUCCGGAGCCGGAGCCGGGCCUACCCAUUCCGCGCGGGCACUACCUCCUUUGGCUCGGGAGAAAGCUAGGACCGAGCGCGCCGGGCCGUCCCUGCUCCGGCUCUGGAGCUCCUGGGCUGGCGGUGCCGGUAGAUCCUCCUGCUUAGCCUUUCCCGAGGACACUUUUUAGGACCAAACAAGGAAGACUGUCUUGGGACACUGCAUGGGGUUUCAAAGGGUGGUGAAGAACUAAGGUAGAAGAAUACAUGUUUACUCUUAGUGAACAAGAGCAUGUUCCCAAACUCAAUUUUGGGUCGCCCGCCUUUCACUCCAAACCAUCAACAACAUAAUAACUUCUUCACCCUGUCACCAAGUCUUUAUUCACACCAGCAGCUUAUAGAUGCACAGUUCAACUUUCAGAAUACAGACUUGUCUAGAGCUGUAUCAUUACAGCAGUUGACAUAUGGAAAUGUCAGUCCAAUACAGACCUCAACUUCCCCAUUAUUUCGAGGAAGGAAGAGACUAAACGAUGAAAAGAAUCUUCCUCUUGAUGGUAAACGACAACGUUUCCAUUCACCUCACCAAGAGCCAACUAUAGUUAACCACAUAGUGCCUUUAUCAGGUGAAAGAAGAUACUCAAUGCCGCCAUUGUUUCAUACACACUAUGUACCAGAUAUAGUCAGAGGUGUUCCACCUUUUCGAGAAAUACCAUUUUUAGAACCUAGAGAAAUCACACUGCCUGAGGCCAAAGAUAAGUUGAGUCAGCAGAUACUGGAGUUAUUUGAAGCAUGUCAGCAGCAAGUAAGUGAUUUAAAGAAGAAAGAACUCUGUCGAACAGAGCUGCAGAGAGAAAUUCAGCUGAUGUUUCCACAAAGCAGACUUUUUUUAGUUGGGUCCUCUUUAAAUGGAUUUGGUACUCGGAGCAGUGAUGGUGAUUUAUGUCUAGUUGUUAAAGAGGAACCAUGUUUUUUUCAGGUAAAUCAGAAGACUGAAGCACGGCAUAUCCUCACCUUAGUCCAUAAACACUUCUGUACUAGACUUUCUGGUUACAUUGAGAGACCUCAGCUGAUUCGAGCAAAAGUGCCAAUUGUGAAGUUCAGGGAUAAAGUCAGUUGUGUGGAGUUCGACUUGAAUGUAAACAAUAUUGUUGGAAUAAGAAACACAUUCCUUCUCAGAACGUAUGCAUACCUUGAAAAUCGAGUUCGUCCGUUAGUACUGGUGAUUAAGAAGUGGGCGAGUCACCAUGAGAUAAAUGAUGCCAGUCGUGGUACUUUAAGCAGCUAUAGUCUUGUAUUGAUGGUUUUGCACUAUUUACAAACCCUACCUGAACCCAUCCUUCCAUCCAUCCAAAAAAUUUACCCAGAAUCUUUUAGUCCUGCUAUACAGCUGCACCUUGUACAUCAAGCUCCAUGUAAUGUUCCUCCUUACCUCUCAAAGAAUGAAUCAAAUCUUGGGGACCUCUUACUGGGCUUUCUUAAAUAUUAUGCUACAGAAUUUGACUGGAACAGUCAAAUGAUUUCAGUUCGUGAAGCCAAAGCCAUUCCCAGGCCUGAUGGUAUUGAGUGGAAAAAUAAAUACAUCUGUGUAGAAGAACCUUUUGAUGGAACAAAUACAGCCAGAGCUGUGCAUGAAAAGCAGAAGUUUGACAUGAUCAAGGAUCAAUUUUUAAAGUCAUGGCACAGAUUGAAAAACAAACGAGAUUUGAACAGUAUACUACCGUUAAGAACUGCUGUCCUGAAAAGAUAACUGGCCUCUAUUUCUUAAUAAAGAACAGUAGUAACAUCAUAAUGCAUUUUGUUUACCUUCAUCAUGGUUUCUUUUUAAUUGUUCUUCUUGUUUUCAUGUUUUAUUCUUAAGAGGACAUACUUAUAUAUGCAUAUUUUAUUAUGACAUUUCCUAAUAAAACCCUUUGAUUUAAAGAUGUAUUUUUGAAAAUGUUUACAUUGAUGAUUAGUAAUAUUAUGGCAUGAAUUUUCAGGAGAUCAAAUAAAAUAUUUUUUUGAGAAUUAUCAAAUAAAAGUUUUUUGCUAUAACUGAAAUUAAUUGUACCACAUGCUAAUACUGAAGAGAUGUGUGGACUGUUUUGGAAAGGGUCUGAUUUAUACAUACUUAAAGUAUCACCUUCAGUAGAUGGUUUGUUGCCUGAGUCUGUUCUAGUGAAGUGAAGAUUCGAGUCAGUUAUUCAGUUACUUGAAGCAAAAUGAAAUCUUUUAUUUCAGUGAAAUCACUGCAGAGGCAUGAAAUACUGGACAAUUGCCUUAAGUCUUCACUUGACUCAUCAGGAUAGACUGAGGCUUUGUGUCGAUAUUAGCAUUUCAUUAGUACCUCACAUGCUUCUGGUGUACUCGUGAUUCCUUUAAAUUUUGUGUUGAAACAACUACAUUUUGCACUGUAGUAAUAUGAGCACUAACUCUGUAUUGUACAGCAGUUAGGGAAUUGUUAUGAAGAAUCAGUUCAGUGUAGACAUUUUGAAAAGAUUGAAGAAUCAGUUCAGUGUAGACAUUUUGAAAAGAUUAAGCCCUCUGUGCUUUAUGAUAGCUUAGUGCAAUUUGCACUUUUGCUUUACUUCCUGUUUUCCUGCUUUUAUUUUUCCUGUGACAUGAAGCAACAGAAACUGAAAGAUCAAAGUUGAGAUUAUAUCCUAUUGAUAGUAUCAGAGUUUUUUCUGUGUAUAAUUAUAGGACUGUAAUCUAAACUGGAAUUUUUAGGCAGUAAGCCACUAUUAAAUGUUCUAGAUAAGACAUUAUUAUAAAUAAAAGCUUAAUGUUUGUAAAGAUAUCUUUUCCACAAGAAGAAAUAGUGGUGGCUGCUAAAAAAGCUACAGUGUUUAUUAAGGUCGUUUUUGGUUUAUGUAAAUAUUUGUAAAUUGGUCAGUGCCUGUAAAUUUAAAUAUAAAUAAUCUUAAAAACAGUUUUAACUUUUUCAAAAGGACUGUGUACAACUUCUUUUAGACCUGCUGUAGCACAGUUUGUACCUCUAAUGUAUUUGGUUUUUUUGCAGACCAAUUCAAAUGCUAACAAGACUUUUGCUUUUUGACUCAUAAAAGGUGCAUAU